Molecule: messenger RNA, 612 nt
Organism: Anopheles funestus (African malaria mosquito)
Lineage: Eukaryota; Metazoa; Arthropoda; Insecta; Diptera; Culicidae
Exons: 2
Coding region: 101-478 (125 amino acids)
Cellular component (GO): extracellular region
Molecular function (GO): chitin binding
Source: RefSeq, a predicted model, not a curated record
AUAAGCAUCGUGCCAAACACGAACUAAGUAUCAUUUGGUUCCAAGCAAGUCCCAAAGCUAACUGACCCAAGCGUAUCCCUUGAACAUAACAUCAACAACAAUGAAGGCUUUCAUCGUUUUCGCUGCUCUCGUUGCCGCCGUUGCUGCGGCCCCACAGUACUCGGAGAUGUCGUACAAUGCGUACCAGCAGGAGCCCCGUUUCGAGUCCCAAUACCAGUACCAGCCGCAGUACCAGUCGCAGAGCGAACAGCUGUCCGCCGAUGGUUACAAAAUCGUCCCCGGUGUCGUUGAUGCCCGCUGCCCCCGUGCUGACGACCCGAUGAAGCCGGUCCAUCUGGCUGUGAACGGUAACUGUGGCAAGUUCAUGAAGUGCUUCGGUGGCCGUGCCUACGAGAUGGACUGCCCGGCCGGUCUGGAGUUCGGAUCCAAGGUGAACCGUUGCGACUAUCCAGCCCUUGCCCAGUGUUCCCGCUUCUAACUCCUCACGAAUGCACGAACGAUCGCGUAAAUGUCCCGAGAGGUGUGAUGCCGCAGGAGUUGAGGACAUUUAUUGAAUAAACUAUCUGGUUUUUGCUCUGAAAUCUCCUCUAAAAUCUGUUUGUUUUGUCUAUC